AUGGUUAAGAGGAAGUCUGAUAAUGUCGAAGGGGCCAAAACCAAAGUGCCGAAGGUGGAAACAUCUGAAGACAACUCAGGAAUCAAACUAGAUACCGAAAAUAAUCACAAUGGUCAUAUUAUUGAGGAUCUAACUUCCACCAAUACAGGACAAGAUGACGACAAUAGCCAAGAGGAAGAUUCCAGUGGUAAUGAGGAUACAGUUGACCGAUCGGGCCCCCCAAAGAAGCAGAAAUCUCAACUCACUGCUCAAGACAUACAAGUAGCACGAGAGACAGCAGAACUUUUCAAAUCGAACAUUUUCAAACUUCAAAUUGACGAGCUUAUGAAGGAAGUAAAGGUCAAGAAAAGUCACGAGGAAGUUAUGGAGAAAGUGUUGCAUAGGUUGCAUGACUUGAUAAAGGAGAUUCCCUCAGCUGAAAAUUUAUCCUUGCAAGAAGCAGAAGGGUUAUUCAAUCAUAAAAGGGUGGCCAUACCUUUCCCCGAUCCAAAGCCCACAAAUGUGAAGUACUCAUUUUCAUAUGGGCCACCAGAGGAUUUGUCGCUAGUUGGUUCGUAUGGGUUAAAAACGGGUAUCAGUCAGGGUCUGUCAAUCGAUGUGGCUUUAACAAUGCCGAGAUCCAUUUUUCAGCCAAAGGACUAUUUGAAUUACAGAGCUUUGCACAAAAGAGCGUUUUACCUCGCCUAUCUAGCAGACCAUUUGAUCCCAUUGACAAAAAAGAAUAACCUUCCAGUCAAGAUCACAUACACUUAUUUCAAUGAUGAUGUGUUGUGUCCUAUUUUGCAUAUUGAAAGUAUCCAAACUGAAAACCCAGAUGAUCUUAUCUUUUUCAAGACAAGGUACAAAAUUAAUUUAAUUCCAGCUUUCCCGUUCACGGUUUUUGAGUCGAAGAAACUACUUCCGGAUAAAAAUUGUAUUAGAAUACAAUCAGAAAGUGAAGAAUUGCCCCCGACACCAUUAUACAACUCAAGUAUCCUAAUGCAAUCAUCAUAUGACUACUAUCUCAAAUUUUUGUACUCCAUGAAAAAGUCUACCGAGUCAUUCAAAGACGCAUGUAUUUUAGGAAGGUUGUGGUUGCAACAAAGAGGAUUCAACUCGACUUUCAGUGGCGGUGGUUUUGGACAUUUUGAAUUUGCUAUUUUAUUGAGCGCGUUGCUUCAUGGUGGGGGUUUGAAUGGAAAUAAGAUCUUGUUGUCUGGAUUCUCAUCCUAUCAAUUAUUCAAAGGUGCAGUUAAGUAUCUAGCCACUAUGGACCUCAAUUCGGGGUAUUUGUCAUUUUCAUCUGAGAUAGGUGAGUUUGUCCCAGCCAAAUACAAGCCUGAAGGGUUCAAUGUACCUACGCUUUUUGACAAAAAUACCAAGAUAAAUAUUUUGUGGAAAAUGACACCGGCUUCCUAUGAAGAAUUGAAAAGUAAAGCAAUUCAGACGUUAGACUUAUUAAAUGACGUUGUCAAAGACAGAUUUGACCCAAUAUUGCUUCAAAAAUCAAAUGUUGAUUUUCUAAAGUUUGACAUACUUUUGUCGAUGACCAUUGAUGAAAGCUCGAUAGAAACAUUUGGACCGUUAGAAAAGAUAAGAUUCAUUACCUUUGACAACUACAUAAAGAGUAGGUUUUAUAAUCUCAUGAAAAAAGCAUUGGGUGAUAGAGUUACCAUUGUCAGUGUUUGGAAGGAUAAAGUCAAACGUUAUUUUUCAAUUCAUAAAAGGAAGCCCACAAACCCGGCCAAUAAUUGGGUCAUCGGCUUACAAUUGAAUCCCGAUGAGUGUGAUAAGGUUGUUACUAAGGGUCCUGAUAAUGAAGAAAAGGAAAAAGGAGCCGCCUUUAGGUCAUUCUGGGGUUCAAAGGCUUCUUUAAGGCGAUUCAAAGAUGGAUCUGUUCAGCAUUGUGUGGUUUGGAAUGUGAGUGACAGAGAGCCUUUAGUAGUUUCAAUCAUCAAAUAUGCCAUGGACGUGCAUGUACUGACUGAAGUUGCGCAAUCGAUUCACACAGAGUGUGGUUUGUACGAAAAGAAGCUCCCACUCUCCUUGCUAUCAACAACAUCAAAUCAGGUUUCACACUCCUUGUCAAGCUAUACGAUUUUGCGAAAUUCAUUUGAUAAUAUGACUAAAGCUUUGAUCAAUCUAAAUUUGCCUUUAAGCAUCAAAUCGGUAUUGCCAACAUCGUCAUCGUUGAGGUACGCGUCAUUACUACAGCCAGUUCCGUUUGCAGUUUCGAAUCCUGACUACUGGAAUGACUGCGUGAUCCAGUUUGAAAUAUCAACCAGAUGGCCAGAUGAGUUGAAAGCUUUGGAGAAAACCAAAACUGCACUCUUGCUAAAGGUUUCUGAGAUGUUGAGAACCACUGAGUACAGCACUUUUAUCACGCUGGAUGACUCAAUACCUUUUAAUGAGGACGUUUGCUUGUUGAAUAUUUUGACUCCAGAAGGCUUCGGUUUCAGACUUAGAGUGCUUACUGAACGAGAUGAAGUAUUGUAUCUCAGAGCUGUGAGCAAUGCUGAUAAACAAAAGCCGAUUGCACAAGAUGUCUAUGUGAAGUUCAUCCAGAAGUAUCAGGCGUCGUCGAAACAUACACGAACAAUUACUCAAUUAGCACAGCACUUUCCAUACUACUCGCCCACUGUUAGAUUGGUGAAGCAAUGGCUAGACUCUCAAUUACUUUCAAGCCAUUUUAAUGAUGAGUUGGUGGAAUUGAUAACCUUAAAGCCGUUUGUUGAUCCAGCCCCAUAUUCUAUUCCUCAUUCAGUAGAGAAUGGAUUUUUGCAGGUACUUUUCUUCUUGGCUAAUUGGAAUUGGAGAGACACGCCUCUCAUAUUGGAUGUUGUCAAAAGCACUGCUGAAGCUGACUCCACGUUAAGUGAUAGGUUGACGAUCCAGGCUUAUAGGGUUAUCGAGCAAAACUUCAACAAAAUCAGAGGAGCAGAUCCAACGGGAAUCAAAACCCAGUUCUUUGUUGGUUCAAAAGAUGACCCGUCUGGAAUUUUGUGGUCGAGCAAUCUCACUUUGCCUAUUGCAGCUAGAUUAACAGCACUUGCGAGAGCAGCAACUACAUUAUUGGCUUCUCGGGGUAACAACGAAAGCUUUUUAGACUUGAUAUUCACUCCUGCAUUGAAAGAUUACGAUUUUGUCUUGGAGGUGAAAUCGCAAAACCUCACCACUUCCUCUGGAAUUUUACCCACAAAUGCAUUUAAGAAUUUGGUUGAGCCCUUGACCUCAUACCCGGACGACAUUUCAUCCAAGCGUGAUUUCAUACAAGCCUUUUAUAUGGAUUUGGAAAAGAAAUUUGGGAAUGCCAUCAUAUUCUCUACGCGAAAGUUUACCGGUUUGUGCAAGGACAACAAGAACGUAAUUGGAGGGUUGUUUGUUCCCUCAAACUUGUCAAAAAAGAAAUUCAGAACCAAUUUGGGUAUCAAUGUGAAACCCGAUGGGGAUAAGGAAGAAGUAAUUUUGAAUAAGGAGGCGAUUUUUGAUCAAAUGAAAUUGCUAGGCCAGGGUUUAGAUAUAAACUUCACGUCGGAGAAGUAA
Molecule: messenger RNA, 3522 nt
Organism: Lodderomyces orthopsilosis Co 90-125
Lineage: Eukaryota; Fungi; Ascomycota; Pichiomycetes; Serinales; Debaryomycetaceae
Gene: UTP22
Product: rRNA-processing protein
Exons: 1
Coding region: 1-3522 (1173 amino acids)
Biological process (GO): rRNA processing; tRNA export from nucleus
Cellular component (GO): small-subunit processome; CURI complex; UTP-C complex
Source: RefSeq, a predicted model, not a curated record